Sorghum bicolor (sorghum) is the source of this 2960-nucleotide messenger RNA. RefSeq lists its product as uncharacterized. Gene Ontology annotation, molecular function: nucleic acid binding; zinc ion binding. The record is from RefSeq and is a predicted model, not a curated record. NCBI's taxonomy places the organism in Eukaryota, Viridiplantae, Streptophyta, Magnoliopsida, Poales, Poaceae. Bases 385 to 2580 code for a protein of 731 amino acids. The transcript has 4 exons.
CUCCGCCGCCCUUACCUUCCAAUCUGGGGUUACAGAUACAUAUUUGUGGAUUUUGUGCGGGUAUAUAGUACUGUAUUUGAUUUGAUGGGAUGGGAAGAGGACGGAUUCAAUCCAUUACAACACCACGAUUUGCGCUAGUAAUUUUGCGCACAGCGAGGGUCGUGCUGGGUAUUUUACAGAUUUAGAAUAGACGUAGGAGUCGUCGUUUCCGAUCCCAACUGCGGGCUUUGUGGGUUGUUACCGAAAAAAAACUGAGAGCUUACCAAAACCCACCCUUUCCACGUUCUAGGAUCCGUGUCUUUUUUUUUUUAAAAAAAAUAUUUAUAUACCUCUCCAAAUCCAAAACCCAAAAGACUCCGCGCCGCUCUGUCUCACGAAACCGAUAUGGAGUUCCAGUACCGCGCCAUCGACGAGCCCCGAAGCCGAUCGCCACUGCCGCCGCCGCCAGCGGCGCCAAGUACUCCUGGCUCCGGAUCGGCAGACAGCCAUCGAGGCGACGGUCCGGUAGAGCGUGUGGGGAAUUCGGCCGCCGCGGCGGUUGACGGUGAUGAGCUGCGGCGGCGGCAAGCGGAGAAGGCGAGGAUCAGGGAGCGGAUCCUCAGGGAGGAAGUGGAGAACUGGGAGCUAGAGCUGGAGGUGCGCAGUGAGUUAAGGGAGGAGAUGCUGCAGCGGUCAUGGCCCGUGCUCGGGCGAUCGGCGACGGGAUCCGAUGCUCCGCCGGCGUUGUCAACCGGCAUGAUUACCGCCGCCGCCAAGUCAUUGCAGCCUGUUGUUGCGCUUGAGGCCCACCCAAAAUCAAACGCACUAGCAACCGCGCUGACCAAGCGGAAGAGCCCUGAUCGUGGCACCGGAGCAUUGUUGGUUCCAGGCAGCAAGAAGCAGAAGAGUACAACCUGCAUGGUGUGUUGCAUCACUGCAAACAGCAAGAAGGCCAUGCAAGACCACCUCAAUGGGAAGGCGCACAAGAGGAAGGUGGUGGCACUUCCGGAGUUGCCAAAGCUAGUGCCAGAGACAGAGCAGGAGAGAGGGCUCGAGGCAGGGGAGGAAGAGGCAAUGGCAAUGGAGACAUUGGGAGAUUACAAACCGAAGAAGUUCAUGAUGGCGACGAACGCAGGAGAGCUGAACGAAGUGGCACAGAUGGACGGGUACCUCCUAUGUGAGUUGUGCAAUGUGCCGACAGCAGACCGUGUUACCAUGAUGUGCCACCUACAGGGUAGCAAGCACAUCUCUAAUUGCCAGAAGAAGCGUCAACCCUCCAUCAAGCCAUCGAAUGAGGCAAAGGGUACAGUUAGUGCUGCCACUUCAGCUAUUGGCAGCGCUGAUCCUAAAAAGCUGGCUCUAGAGGAUUUCAGUGUGCCGCUGCCACACACCGUGCGACGCUUGGAAGGAUUUUUGCUCUGCGAGCUGUGUGAUGUGAAGGUUCCAUCGAUGCAUGUCAUGCGUCAACACUUGUCAGGGAAGAAGCACAAGAAUAAGGUGAACACCAGCUCUGAUGCCUUUGUCUUGUCCACAGGUGGAAAGGAAGCGGUCAAAGUGCAGCCAGUAGACACACAGACAUUUGUCAUCUCUGACUUGGCAGCAAAGGUGGAAGCCCCAUUGGAGAAGUCCUUGCAACCAAAGCUUGGUGAUGACAGUGAGCUGCAAGAAACGACUGUGACACCAGCAAAGGAAGACGCCGCCACUGGGGACAGUGCUAAGACUGCUGGAAAGGAAAUGAUGAAAAGUAGUGCAACUUUUGCUGGCGCUCAGCCCAAUAAUGUCUCUGUUUCUAACUCGCUGACCAUGGAAGUAGACAGUGUGAUGCACCCUCUCUCCCAGGUGGAUGGCUUCCUCGUCUGCCUGAGCUGCAACAUAAAGUUACCAUCUGAGACUAUCAUGAAGUCUCACCUGGCUGGCAAAAAGCACAAGCGCAAGAUGGCACUCGCUGCACGAGGAAACAGCGACUUGUCUGUCCUUGCCACUGGGGCUGACGAGGUGCAAGACAGCAUCUCAAAGACCACGAAAGCCAAUGUGGAGGCAGGAUUGGUGCCGUCGGUGGUGCCACAGGCAAAUACUACUGCCGACGAAGAAGAAGAAUCAGCCCCACUGUUAGCAACUCCACAAACGGAAAACACUGUUGCAAUGGCAUUGACUUCAAUGGCAGUAGAUCUACCAGCAGAAGCCCAACUUGCUACAUGCAUUGUUGAACCAGCUAAGGAUUGCGAGAUUACUAAGGAAGCUGAAGGAGAGCACGCAGCGCUUGCCCCUGGCAAGCCAAUUAAGAUCCAGGUGGAGGGCAAGGUGUUCACUGUGAUGCGGCAGGAGAAUGGCAGUCUCUUGUGCGAGGUGUGUGGUGUUGUAUGCGACAAAGACAGCAUGAUUCUGCACCUCUACACCAGUGCGCAUUGGAGCAAAGCCAGUCUUGCAGAGGAAAAAGAGAAGGAGCAAGCGUGCAUCACUGCAGAUGCAGUAGUGGACAAGGAUGGCGAGGUUGGCAACAUGGCAAACAAGGGUUCUGGUGGACUGAGAAGAGAAGUGGCAGUCGGUGUGUGUGAUCGUAAACAACUUGAACGUUGCAUGUUGACUAGUACUACUACUUGAAUCUUGAGAAUGGCUGGACCGCUGGAGGCUGGGAAGCUGAUUGUGCUGGUGGCCUUGCUCCAGCGCUGGAACUUUAACAUCUUCAAGGGCUGUGAAUUGAGAGGUGGAUUGUGUUAGUGUUGUGGUGACAGGACAAAUUAGUGUCAGCAGGGAGGAUUCACCCUGGUUUUAUCCUUAUCAUUUUUCAGUCAGAUGGAGUCAAUGAUAUAUGGUUUUGAACUUGUGUUGCUCCAUGCAGGUUCAAAUGUGUGAUUAUGAAUUUAUCUUUGAGCCUGCAAUGCUGAAAUUUGUUUUCUAAUUUUUUCACAGUAGAAAAAUUUGUGCGCAAAGAACCAAAAGUAUAUGAUAUAUUAGCAGUUGUGUGUGAGAUCCAAAAGUAA